UAUCUUCCCGCAGAAACUCCAUCGAUCGAAACCGCGUAGCGCGGCCACGGCCAUUGUGUAAAAAGGACCCAUGACGCUCGGAUAGUGCGCGCUGAGGAGUGGACGCGUAGUUUCCCCAAGUUCGUCCUCUUGUGAUAUUUAGACUGUGCCAAUAUUUAGAAACGAGGAAACUAAGCCAGAACUACCAUGGAGGACGACCAGCAGUUCUGUCUCAGGUGGAACAACCACCAAAGUACGCUCAUACAAAACUUCGACACACUCCUCGAAAGCGGAACGCUGGUCGACUGCACCUUGGCAGCGGAGGGGAAAACUCUCAAGGCCCACAAAGUCGUCCUCUCCGCGUGCAGUCCAUACUUUGAGUGCCUCCUCAGCGAACACUAUGACAAGCACCCAGUCUUCAUACUCAAGGAUGUUAAAUUCAAGGAACUUAAGGCGAUGAUGGACUAUAUGUAUAGGGGGGAAGUCAACAUUUCCCAAGACCAAUUGGCAGCACUCCUCAAAGCCGCUGAAUCUUUGCAAAUUAAGGGCCUUUCGGAAAGUAAAACUGCUGGUAGUAGUAAGACGGAAUCCAGACCACAGAAAACCGUCUCACAACCGAUAGCGCGCGUUUCACCAUCGUUAGACAUUCCACACGCGUCUUCCGGUCUAACGAUAGAAAAGAAUAAAGUUCCUAGGCAGAGUAUGGCGCAAGGUCCUGUGGGGGAUAUACCAGAGGAUACGGCUAGUCCUCAAGGGCCGAAGAGGCUCUGCUCGAGAGAAGGCUCACAAAGUCCAACAACAAGAAAAAGAAAGAGGUUUCGAAGAGGAAGUUUGGGCGAAGAUAGUACGAUAGAGAUGCAAGAUGCAUCGAAUUCCAGUGACAUGCCUCAACAAAUGGGUGUACCGGCGCUUGGAAUCACGCCCGUGGCAGACGAGAAAGUGCACGCAGAUUCGACUGACUCUCUCGGCAGGUCAGCUUUGAUGACGCAGUUGACGAAACCCGCCGACGAGAUGUUACAGCUGCCACUUGAAAAGCCCGAGCCAAACGAUAAUCUCAUCGAGCCAAAGUCUGAAUACCUAGAGGAAUCUGAGGAGUGCGUCGAAGACCUGACGCUGGACGACGAUAUGAACGAUCUAAAUGAUAUGGAGCAGGACAACAAUCGAGCUGGACCGUCCCACGACCCCACCCAACACCCCGCAGGUAUUGGCGCGUGGCAUGUUACUGGUGACAGAAGUAACGCGGGGGGUGUCGUGGGCACGUUGACAGGAGCAGGGGCUACCGGGGCGACAGAUGAGAUGUUUCUAACACCUCAGGAGGCCACCGCACAACAGCAACGCGACUCACAAGACUUCAGACCGAUCGUCUUGGAGAAGUAUCACGGUACAGUGCGGAAUUCCCGGCACACGCUCAGGCUUCAGACCUCCUUGAACCGGCGCGGUUUUCCUUGUCCCAGGUGUGCUCGCACCUUCCGCACUUCCGGCGGCAUGAGCCGACAUUAUCGACUGGAGUGCGUCGACAUGCCACGCUUCAAGUGCCCGCACUGCGACAUGCGUAGCAAGUAUACACAGGCUGUGUACAGGCACAUCCGGGUGAAGCAUCACAACAUGGAGCUGCGAUUUGUAAAAUUGUACUAAACGGAGACUGACCUAAUCUGUAAAAUUUAUAUACGAAUGGGGAAAGUCGGAUUUAUUCUUCCUGGCAAGAGAGCUCUUUUCUCUUACAUGUAUAGCUAAAAGCUACUCAAGAAAAAAAUGGAUUUAUAUGAUUAUAUAAGAUUAUAUAAGGCCAUAUAUGAUCUUAUGUUCAUUUUUCUCUACUAGCUAGCUAUUAAAUUUUUAUGAAAUUAAUAAAAUAAGAAAUGUAUUUUAUAUUUGAGUUUAAUCACAGAACUUUUUACUCACGGUUAUCCCUGAGUUUUUUAUCGGAAAAAUCUGAGUACUAUUUUUAUUUUUCUCGAAAAAAAUAAACAAUAGAAAAUGAUUAUGCGUGAUUCGCAAGAGUUUUUAUGAUAAAAAUAAUAACGUUUUUAUCGCGUUACGUCGCAGAGAACCUGUUUAGUUACUAUAUUUAAUUUAUGCGCGUAUAAAGGAAAGUAAUUGUUAUUAUGAAUUAGAAGAACAGAUUAGCGUAUUUGUCGCAUAGUCGAUUAAUCAAGUUUUGCUAGGUAAUUAUAUUGUAAUGUAAAGUGAAUAUAAAUAUAUAUUUAUAACGAGAUAUACAUAUAGAAACUCUCUAUGUCAGAUAUAGUCAUUUUAAUUUUUUUUAUGUAAAUUUUUUGGUACAAACUAAACAUGGAUAUAAAUAUUUUAAAGCAUUCUCUGCGAUUAAUUUUUAAUUGGUUACUGGUAACAUUGGUAAUCUGAAAAUCUGACACGAUUAAUCACGAGGGGUUUCUCAGGCCCAUUUUGUCUUAUGUUUUUAAAACGAUAUUGCGAACAGAAUAUUAAUUAUUUCUAUAAGUUUUUUAAAGAUUUAGGAACACACAAAAAAUACAAGAAAAAUUUAUUUCAAACAUCAGCUAGAAGAGAAAAAUUCAAUUUUUAAAGUCUGAGAGGCUCCACGUAUCUUAUUAAGGGUUAAGAUUAUAUAUUGGAAAUUAAUAGCCCUAAGUUUUGUACAGAUACGCCAUGUAUAUAUUGUAAAUCUGUUUGAAACGCACAAUAUACAAUGUUUAUUUAAUGUCUUAUUUACAAAUGUGUGUUGAAGUUUCUAGUAAAUUAUGAGUAGCAUUCUUAUCAUCAUGUAUAACAUUUUUUUGAGCAGUUAUAAAUAAACUCAUUUUUUUUAAAGAUUUGGCAUUUAUCGCGAAAGAUUAAAACUAGAAAAUAUUUUUCUUUUUUUAUCAUUUCCACGUUUUUUUUUUUUUUAAUGAUGAUCUCCAUAUUAUGACUCAUUUUUUUAAAUCACUGUGAAACAAAAACACACACACACACAUAUACGCGCGCUGUGUUAUUUUAAAUCUUUGAAUUAAAUCCUUUUCUCUUUACUAUGAGAUACAAUUGAUAUUUUAUGCUCUUGUUACAUAAUAAUAGUGUAAUUUUAAUCUUCCUUAAUAUGCCAGGGAAUUGUGUGCUAACUUGUGUGUUCAAUUUAAUGUAUCCGAUUUGUAAAACUGUCAUCAAACAGGCGAUAAAAGAAAGAAUUGAAAACAGUGACACUUUGACAUUCCUAAUUCGCAUACUUUAUGCUCCAUUUGUGUUUAUUACUUAUCAAGGAUUAGCAGUAUUUACAUCCCGAAAUAUUAAUCUUAAUUUAUGAUUUAUGUUAUCGAAAGCAAGAAAAACAUGCAACUGAUUUUUUAAUUUUACAUUUACAUAAAUAAUUGUUUGUCAAUGAGACUGUUUAGUUUGAAAAUAUAAAUCAUAACAAACGCGCGCGUAAUAUUUUUAAUUUUACAUUUAUUACUUAAAAUAUCGCUUAAUAUAUUAUAUACCAUGAAUUAUAUUGUUACGUCCGCAGAUCGAUAUCGAGCUAUCGAACACGCGCGACACAACUACACUCAAAAUGAAGAACACUUGCUUUGUGAAACAGAGGAACUUUAUUAUGUAGUAGGAAUAUAAGAAUAACGCAAGAAAUAGUUAAAAACAGCGGAGCUGUCAAUAACGCACCCGAAUAGUUGAUUUAAAUCUCUUAUGUCGGUCCUUGUUGAUCAGAACUCAAAAUACAAAAUACUCGCACGUCGUCCCGGAGAUGAUCUUCGUUUUAACAUUGCGACACGGGAAUAUAAUAAAGGGCCGUCACAAUGUUAUCAAUUAUUUCUUUUUUAAUCAGUCCACAUUUUUACAUGUUAUAUACAUGUAUUUUUGGUGCGUCUAUUUUAUCAAACUGAACUACUUGGUUGGAGAAGCUAUAUAUUUAUUUAUUGCGAGUGUAAGAAUUGCAAGAAUUGUUUUCACGGUUUUCUUCAUUUGUGAAAUCACAAUUUGGUGUGGCUUAUAAAAAUUAAAAGUUCUUAAUUUUUUUUGUAAGAAUAAGUGUUGGCAGUUUUUUUCUAUAUAUUGAUACAUUAUUUAAUAUAUAUUGAUAUAUUAUUUUUUUUGUUUAGUUUAGAUAAAAAAACGCGAUUUGAUUGAUUUAACUGAUAAAAAAGAGUUAUUAGUUAUAUGCCGAAUGUGCAAGUUACGUUAUAUGUGCAUAUACUGCGAUGAUUCAAUGAUCACAUAUAGAUCUGUAUAGAUAUCCACAUCCUAUUUUUUUUUUGUACAUCUUGCGACAAAAUCGAAAUAUUAAAAAUAAGCGAACCAUAUGCAUAAAUAUGCAUAUUAUGAUAAUACGAUGAGAAGUAACUCCUCUGAAUACUCGCGGAUAAUUCACGAGAAUAUGUCUGCCAAUAUUAGAGUUACUUCGAUAAUAAACAGACAAAUUAAAAAGAAAUAUUGAAAAUACAUUUUGUCAAAGCAAACUUUUAAUUUCGAUAUCUGGGACUGUAUAAUAGAAAUUCUUGCUGAAGUUAUUUUUGAAAUAUUCCUUUUUUUGAGAACUGACUUUAUUUAGUUGUUCCAAAUAAUUGAGAUUUAAAAAUCUUGGUUCUGUUAAUUUAAGAAUCAAGAUUUUGAAUUCUUUAUUUUGUAUCUUUUAAUUUAUUGUACAUUUUAUUUUAUAUAUUUUUUGCAUUUAACUGCUUUGUUACAUUUUAUUCCACAUUUAAAAGAUCAUACCUCCUGGAUAUUAGAAACUUAAAUAUUGAAUUUCAAUAUGUUUAUUUUAAUUAGUCUAAUUUUUCUCUUAGAUAUAUGAAACCUGAAAUUAUAAACAUUCCUAUUUUUUAUAUUAUAUUUCUUGAAAUGUACACGUGAUUUAGUAAAUAAUAACUGCAUAUAUUUAAUAAUAUAUACAAUUUUUUGUAUAUAUAAUGUUAUAAAUAUUAUAAUACAAUAUUAUGUAUAACAUAUUUAUAACAUGUUAUAAUAUUAUAAUAUGUUAAAUUAAUUGUUUGAAUUUCUCCGUACGCUGCGUUACUUGAAAGAGAAAAAUGGAAAAAUGGAAAUAUUGUGACCAAAGAUAAAGUUAAAAAUAAAUGCAAAGAUUGUUGACUAGUAUGUGUACACUGUAAUAACAUUUUAUAUCAAUAUGUAUAAAUAGAUAAAUAUAAAUAUAAGUAUAAAUGUAUAUAUAUGUAUUCGAAUAUGUUUGUAAUUAACGAAUCAUUAGUUAAAUGAUGAUAAAAGAUGUUUAGUUAAUCAA
Messenger RNA from Formica exsecta, 5164 nucleotides. Its product is annotated as longitudinals lacking protein-like. The coding region runs from base 187 to 1614 and encodes 475 amino acids. The transcript is spliced from 7 exons. The record is from RefSeq and is a predicted model, not a curated record. Lineage: Eukaryota; Metazoa; Arthropoda; Insecta; Hymenoptera; Formicidae. Gene Ontology annotation, molecular function: DNA binding; protein binding. Gene Ontology annotation, biological process: regulation of transcription by RNA polymerase II. Gene Ontology annotation, cellular component: nucleus.